Messenger RNA from Closterium sp. NIES-67, 1133 nucleotides. Lineage: Eukaryota; Viridiplantae; Streptophyta; Zygnematophyceae; Desmidiales; Closteriaceae. The record is from the annotation of a GenBank genome assembly.
GCUCACUCAACUAUUUCCUAGUCCUGCCUCUAGACUUUGUGCGUGGUUUAGUGCGUUAGGAGGGCCGAGGUCGUAAUUGCACAUGACAUCAUUAGACACUGCCCUGACGAGCAGCUAGCAUCGAGCCGUUGGCUGGGCGGGUUUUUUACGUUAGACUACGUGACAGACACUGUCGCAAAACAAGCAGCUGUACGGUUGCAAGUUGACCUAGUUCAUCGUGUACUUGUUAAUUUUUUGCCUGGCCUGGCCUAGCCGUAGGAACUCGCUAUCGAGUCGAAGGUGGGGUCUUGAGGCGCCUCAAGACGUGCUGACCGCGAGCCAGAAGUGAUAGCUUAUCACCAGCAAACAUGAAUGGACACACCAUUCUUCUGCUGCAAACAGCGCCGCAGAAAUCGUCGUGCACUUAUAUCGAGUACCCCUCCACAGCUGAAGCCAUUGAUGGGCUGUGUGCUCUGUUUGAGCGGCGGCUGAAGGAGAUGAACCCUGGGUCAAGAACAUCACGUAUGACAUCUCAGAGCUGUAUCAGUUCAUGGAAUCGCUUCCUGACCUUACGGCACUUGUGCUCGAUGAGUCCAUCUGUGCAUACGUCCCAUUCGACCGAAAACGGCUCAAGGAGCUUGCAUACCAGCGACUAAGCAAGCUAGCGGGUGUACAAUGAUGGUUAGGCUUGACUUUUGAAUGUCAUUCAUGUGUAAUAGUUGAGUUGUAUGUCUUCAUCUCACACAUUUCAAGACUCACAACAUGCCCUACAAAGAAGUGCAUUCCAUGCACGUACCCUUUUAUUGACAUGUGACUUUGGAUCAGUGGUUCCUUAUGUCGUGCAGCCGCAGUCACAACACCAGCAGCAGCAUCCGUUUUACAUCUUGGGUCGUUCCCCUGCUCAGCAACAGCAACAACAACAACAACAACAACAGCCACAACAGUUUCAGCAACAGCAGCAACAGCAACAACAAUAGCAGCAACAGCAACAGUCACAACAACCGGGUAUUAUUUUUCAACCGCCAAAUUUUCUUAACAGCCCCGCGACGGUGGGACGACCUAGAAGGCUAGCUUAGCUAGGAAGCUAGGAAAGGCAUGAGGUUUAGCUAGGAGGAGCCAUGAAGUGGCGUGAGGUUUAGGAAGGAGAAAAGUUG